This is a messenger RNA of Drosophila simulans, 504 nucleotides long. RefSeq lists its product as uncharacterized. The transcript has a single exon. Lineage: Eukaryota; Metazoa; Arthropoda; Insecta; Diptera; Drosophilidae. The record is from RefSeq and is a predicted model, not a curated record. The coding region runs from base 1 to 504 and encodes 167 amino acids.
AUGUUCAAGUCCAUACGAAUCUUUUUGUGCGCACUUAUGGUCCUGGAACUGCUUGGAUUUCCGACUGGAGCUCAGAGUAAUACAUGUCCAUUAUCCGAUCCUUCGAGUCAGUGCAGCGCUUUUUGUGUGUCCGCACUACAGCCAGUUAUCGAUCACCUUAGAAAGGAUCUAGAGGAUUGGGGCAGCUGCGAUGUGAAACUAAACGAAACGCAGGAAAAACUACAGCGCAUUGAGUUGGCGACGAAUGAGAUUCUUUCCGGAACCCAGCUCAUUUUCCAUUUUUCAAAUUUGACGCACACUGUAUCAGAGGACCUCGCGGAAAGACUGGACAGGAUUGAAGGCAAUCAGGCAGUCCUAGGAAACCAGCUACAAGCUAUAAUGAACAGUACGGAAGUCAAGCUAACUGCGAUGCGGAACACCCUAUCCAAACUAGAGUGCAGAUCGAUGUUGCAAAGCUAUCGAGAAAACGAAGGACAACGAAAGCGAUCUAGCUAUCUACCAUAA